AUGAGUCGGGCAGAGCCUAGGCAACUGGUGGAGGAGGAGGUGGACUCCAAGCGCUCCAUGCUCCCUGUCUCCAUGUUUUGCCGCAUAACCUUUUUCAUGUUGCUUUCUGCUGUGUGUGUGAUGCUGAAUUUGGCUGGCUCCAUCCUCUCCUGUCAGAAUGCUCAGCUCGUCAGCUCCCUGGAAGAGUGUCAGUUGAUUAAGUUUGACAGCGUGGAGGUGUGCGUCUGCUGUGAAGUACAGCAUCAGUCAUCUGGCUGCAGCAACCCUGGGGAGACGCUGAAGAUGAACCCGUUGCAGGAGGACUGCAAUGCUGUGCGGCUGACAUUGAAGGAUCUGCUCUUCAGCGUGUGUGCCCUCAACAUCCUCUCCACCAUUGUGUGUGCCUUGGCGACAGCCAUGUGCUGUAUGCAGAUGAUCUCCUGUGAUGUCCUGCAGAUGUUCCUCCCACAGACAUCCCAUUCUGCCAACCCCACAUGCAUGACUCCGCAUGGCAUUGUUCUCCACCAGACGCUGGACUUUGAUGACUUCAUCCCCCCCAUCCCGCCCCCACCUUACUACCCUCCGGAAUACACCUGCACGCCCACGACGGAAGCCCAGAGGGGCCUGCACCUGGACUUUGCUCCCUCCCCCUUCAGCACCUUGUAUGAUGUCUCCAUCAACAGCCCUGUCCUACUCUACCCUGCUGAACUUCCUCCACCCUACGAGGUCGUGGUGAACCAGAGUAUGGUCAGUCAGGUAAGAUCAGUAGGUCAGCAGGUGACUGAGUCCAGCUCUGGGGAGCCAACUGCUGGCUUCAGCACACAAGCGCCAGCAGACCCCACGAAUGUCCCAGCUGUGGAGCAUGCCAGCACACCAGGCCGGAGCCUUUGCUCCCCAGAAGACCCGGGCACCCCACACUCCCAGCCACCGUCUCCGCUGCCCCGUCAUCGCUCGAGCUGCAUGUCCCCAGAAGACCCUCGUGUUGCGGGGGCACAUGCGUGGGCGGGUCCUGGGCGAAUGUCCCGCUCUGCCAGCGACCCCACCUCAUGCGCAUCUAGCUCUGCAGGUGACGCCGCUUCCCAUAGUCCCUUGUGCAUUCGCGAUAUGGAAGCAGGAAUGUCCCAGACAGUGCGAGGGACUGUUCCCACGUCUUACUCUGCUGAGGCUUGUCAGCAACGACUUUGCCCACCUGGUGAACAGAGUGCUGCCUGGAAAACCGAGCAGCAGUUCAAGCCAGAGUCCUUGCAUCCUCUGUCCAAGCAGCGCCCUCACUCUUUGGUGGACAGCCACGCCUACACGGACACCCGCGUGUUGGUAGCUAAGUUCCUGGAGCACGCGCACGGUGCCCUCCCUGCUGAGGUGCGCCACGUAGUGCGCGCCAUCCGCUCGGUGGUUGCCUCUGAUGAACACCGCGCUGAUGACACCAUCCGUAGUGCCAGCAUUCUAGACCAGGUGUGA
Messenger RNA from Chrysochloris asiatica (Cape golden mole), 1437 nucleotides. RefSeq names its product family with sequence similarity 189, member A1 (gene ENTREP2). The coding region runs from base 1 to 1437 and encodes 478 amino acids. The record is from RefSeq and is a predicted model, not a curated record. The transcript has 11 exons. Lineage: Eukaryota; Metazoa; Chordata; Mammalia; Afrosoricida; Chrysochloridae.